Trichoplax adhaerens is the source of this 273-nucleotide messenger RNA. RefSeq lists its product as uncharacterized. The transcript has 2 exons. Gene Ontology annotation, cellular component: mitochondrial inner membrane. The record is from RefSeq and is a predicted model, not a curated record. Bases 1 to 273 code for a protein of 90 amino acids. Lineage: Eukaryota; Metazoa; Placozoa; Uniplacotomia; Trichoplacea; Trichoplacidae. Gene Ontology annotation, biological process: protein insertion into mitochondrial inner membrane.
AUGGCUGGCAAUAUCAACAAUUUAGACGAACAAGCUAAAAUGGAAAUGGUAGCUGGAUUAGAAAUAGAAAUGAUGACAGAUAUGUACAAUAGGAUGACCAACGUUUGCCAGAAAAAGUGCAUUCCUGCAAAGUAUCGUGAAGCAGAAUUGAAUAAGGGAGAAUCCAUUUGUAUUGAUCGUUGUGUUGCAAAAUAUCUAGAAGUUCAUGAUCAGAUUGGUAAAAGAUUAACUGCGUUAUCCAUGCAAGAUGAUGCUGCUAACAAAAGAGCUUAA